This is a messenger RNA of Diatraea saccharalis (sugarcane borer), 2381 nucleotides long. The record is from the annotation of a GenBank genome assembly. NCBI's taxonomy places the organism in Eukaryota, Metazoa, Arthropoda, Insecta, Lepidoptera, Crambidae.
AGUUAACGCCAAAGUCAAUUAAAUUUGACGGUGGCCGUUAAAAUUUUUAAUCCGAGACGCGUUGAUGAAGGUUCUGUUUACUUCAAAUUUAUUAAAUCAAUGAACGAAUAAGGUGGAAAUGCUUAUUUUCAUUGAACAAUAUCAUUAAAAUUUAAUACUGCGGCUUUGCAAUAUAUAAUCGUUCAAGAUGAGUUCAGAAAAUUCUGAUUCACGGCCAAAUAUAACGUUGUCGUUGGUGGCGCAAUUUGAUGAUAUAAACCGUUUGAAUGGGGUCCUAAACGACGGAGCUGCUGAAGAAUGUUUCCUAGCAUUUGUAAAGCAAAUGGAGUGGGUGCGGUCACAAUGGGCUUCGGCUGAAGCUGAGGCUGUCCGACUGCAGACAGAAUUGGAUGAGGCACACAAAACACUUGCCAAAUGGGAGGCAAAAUUUGCACAUGUCAGGAAACUGCUUGACGGAGAAAAGAGAGAGCGCAACAUUGUGAUGAAGAAAUACAAUGAACUGAGUAAACUUCUGGAAAUGGCACGAGAUCUCCUUUUUAAUGACAACCGCAACAAACUCAAUGAUGAAACCCUCCAAAAACUUGCAUUCCUCAAUGGUACAGCUCAGCAAGACCACAAUGCGAAACUUAGUGGAGUGCCUGAACUGAAUUCCACUGGUACUUUGUUAUCUGAAAUGUCAUAUUCCCGAUCUGAGGACGACUUGGAUAUAUCCUUGGCUUCUACUCGCCGUUCCUGGGUGCAGCGUGGUGGGUGGACUGCCAGAGAUAAUGCACCGGUAUCAAAGAAACGACGGUCAUCCACAUCAUCUGCUACUAAGACUGUUGAAUUACAAGGUGGCAAAGUGCUGGCCACUGCCACCACUACUCUGACGUUAGAGCGCGCGCCCACCGGUCACGAUUUAAAACCACCACAGAAUUUCGAACCUAUAUCGGAGAGCAGCGACGAGGCGCCGGCGCCGCGCAGGUCCACAACCCGCAUAUCUGUACACGAGAGGCACGUGGAACCGUGCACGCCCACAGCUCCACCUAAGACUGAUUCGGACAGUGUGUCGGACAGUCCGCGCGUGGCGCCGCAGCGCACGCCGUCCGUGGUGUCCGCGGCGUACGGCGGCUCCCCGCGCGCGCGACUCCGCCAACACAACUUCGUCGCCAAGAACUUCUACAAGCGCGAGACGUGCGGACCGUGCGGGAAAACUAUAAAGUUCGCCAAGGUAGGCGUGAAGUGCGAGACUUGCCGCGCGCAGGCGCACCCCGAGUGCCGCGCGCUGUUGCCGCUGCCGUGCGUGCCGCCCGGGCCCAACGCGCGCCGCCCGCCCGCGCAACAGGAGGGUUGUAUAUCGGACUAUGCGCCCAGCACACCUCCCAUGGUGCCCGCGUUGUUGGUACAUUGCAUCAACGAAGUGGAAAAGCGCGGUCUCAACGAACGCGGCAUUUAUCGCAUUAGCGCUGUCGACAAGGACGUCAAAAGACUUAAGGAGCGUUUCCUACGCGGUUGCGGGUCACCUCAGCUAGGUCAGGAAGACGUGCACGUAAUAUGUGGCUGUAUAAAGGAUUUCCUGCGCUCGUUACGUGAGCCUCUGGUGUCUAGUGCUCUAUGGUCUGACUUCAUGGCGGCCGCUAAAUUGGCUGAGCCCGAUGAUGCUACCGCUGCAGUGGUACAGGCGGUCAGUCAGCUGCCGCAGCCUAACAGGGACACGUUGGCCUUCCUGGUGCUGCAUUUACAGAAGGUAGCCGAGAGUACCGAAUGCGAGAUGGGUAUUGAGAAUCUAGCGAAGAUAUUCGGGCCCACCAUCGUCGGCUACGGGUUGAUGACUCAAGCUGCAGAAAUGUACACAGCCACUGCGCAGAUGUUUAACGUGAUGCAGGUGCUGCUGCGGCUGCCGGGCGAGUACUGGGCGCAGUGGGCGUGCCCCGCGGACGCCACGCCCGACACGCCCGUACACGCCCACGGGCAUAAGCCCAGGGGAUUCUUCUUCUCGCCCAUUGAUACCGGAAUUACAAGAAAGAAGAGAAACUAUUUCCAGUGACAUUAAGUAAGUCUUACAUUUAUAAGUUUAUUUUUAUUUUGUAAAGUUCAAGUUGAACCUUUAAGUUGAAAAUUUUCUUAUGUAACCUAAUUCAUAAGUAGGAUGUAAUAUAUAUAUUAAUAUAUAGCUUAAUAAAACUGUGUGGAGAAUAGUUUAGUGUUUUGUUACCAAAUUAAAAAUGAAAAGUAAGUUGUAUAACGUAGAAUGAUCUUUGUUGUAAUAAAAAAAAAGUUAAUUUUGAUUGUUUUGACCUUACUUCUUUGUUAAUCUUAUUAAACAAAUAUUAUUUAUAGACAUCAAAUAAAGUUUGGUGUCAUAAAAUACAAUAAAAGUCAUUGUAUUGUGAAAACAAAAU